AUGACGAACAAGUCGACCAGAUUUCCAUAGUGAGAAUCCUCUCAAAACACCUUGACAGAGAAAUUUUCAGUUUGGAAAAUCUUCAAGAUUUCAAAGACGCCGAGGAAAUUUUGGACAAGCUCCUCAUAACAUUUGCGGAUUUUGAUCAGGGGCGUGAAGAAGCAGGAAGCAAUGACGAAGACAGAAGCCAAUGCUCGACGUCCUCCUCCACCACCUCCAUUUCGGUCUCGAAGAAAGAGGAAGACUUGAUUCGAACUACACUGAGACAUGCAAGAGAUCCAGCGAACAGAAGCCCUCUCAAAGGUGAUUCUUUCUUCCAUAAAAAAUACUAAACAAAGAGCACAGAUGCUCAAAAAGCUUGUAUUUCGUUUGGUGGCUGUGGUUUCUUGGGAAGCUAUCAGUUUGGAGCCGCCAAGAUGAUUUACGAGCAUGGGAGUCGGCUGCUAGAGCGAGUCGACAGAUAUGCGGGAUGCUCCUCCGGAAGUCUCGUGGCCACUUUGCUCAUUUUUAAUCCUGAGAAGUGUGGCGCUGUAAUUUCAAAUUGAUCAUGAUAGUUUUUAGAAUGGCCGACGCAGUCGAAGAGAUCUACAAAAUGGCUGACGAGGUAAACGAGGCACCGCUCGGAGCAAUGACUCCUGGAUUCAUAAUUGGAGAGAAAUUAAGAAAAGUAGUCGAGAGAUUCAUUCCUGAAGAUGUUUCCAAGGCUAACAACUUGCUCUUCGUGUCUGUGACAAAAUUAAAAGUAGGAUGACACGUGUUUGUUCAAAUGCCAACAAUACCCUUCCUAGAAUUGGAAGAAUGAGCUGAUCUCGAACUUCCCGAACAAAGCGUAUUUGAUUGACUGCUUGAUGGCCAGCUGCUACCAUCCGAUGUAUUCGACUGGACUUUCCGGAAAAGCUCCAUGUAUCAAUGGAGAGGUAUUAUUCACACUACCCAUAAACACUUCGAGUUCAUCUUUUUCAGCCGUACAUAGAUGGCGGUUACUCGAACAUUUUGCCGGAAUUCCUCGACCGGCGCACUGUCUCAGUGACUGCGUUUGCUGGAGAUGCCGACAUUUGUCCUGCUGAGAAGUCCGCUCUCUUCAACGAUCUCAUGUUUGCGUUCUUCAAUCAGAACAUGAAAUUGACGUUGUCGAACGUGAAGAGAAUCUCUAACGCUCUGUUCCCACCCACUCGAGAUAUACUCCAACAAUACUGCAAUGCGGGCGCCGCCGACGCCGAGAAGCUUCUGAAGGAGAAUAAUAUGUACAAUUGA
This is a messenger RNA of Caenorhabditis sp. 36 PRJEB53466, 1254 nucleotides long. Lineage: Eukaryota; Metazoa; Nematoda; Chromadorea; Rhabditida; Rhabditidae. The record is from the annotation of a GenBank genome assembly.